Molecule: messenger RNA, 4336 nt
Organism: Callithrix jacchus (white-tufted-ear marmoset)
Lineage: Eukaryota; Metazoa; Chordata; Mammalia; Primates; Cebidae
Source: RefSeq, a predicted model, not a curated record
AUGACGACCAUGCCCAAAGGCUAUGCUCGGGUCCAGGCUUCUCUGCUUCUCUUCCUGCAUCCAAUCCAGACCGGUGCUGGGUUGGCACCCAACUCGGUAGAUAAUGCGGGGCUGCUCUCUUUCACCACAUUUUCCUGGUUCAUGCUGGUGAUGAAAAAAAGCUACUGGCAAAAGCUGAUUGUGGACACCCUGCCCCAACUGUCAACAUACGACUCAUCUGACCACAAUGAAAAGAGAUUUCGAGUCCUUUGGGAUGAAAGGAUAGGUACUGAGAAGGCCUCUCUGGGCCAUAUGGUCUGGAAAUUCCAGAGGACUCGCUCGUUGAUGAACAUCAUGGCCAUCAUCACGUGCAUCAUCAUGGAAACCACAGGGCGACCAGUUUUCAUUCACAAAAUCCUCCAGGUGACUGAGAGAACAUCUGGAAAAGUCUGGGUUGUCAGUGGCCUGUGUAUAGCCCUUGCGGCCACCAAGUUUACCAAAGGCUGCUCAGCUUUUGCCUAGGCCAUCAACUACCGCACAGCCGUCCAGUUGGAGGUGGUGCUCUCCACCCUGGUUUUCGAAAACCUGGUGUCCCUCAAGACAUUGACAGCCAUCUCUGUUGGUGAGGUGCUCAAUAUACUGUCAAGCAAUAGCUAUUCCUCAUUUGAAGCUGCCUUGUUUUGCCUCUUGUCAGCAGCCAUCCUGAUGCUAAUGGCCUUUUGUGCGUAUGCCUUUUUCAUUCCGGGGCCCACGGCUCUCACCGCAAUAUCCAUGUAUGUCCUGUGCAUAGUUAUUCAGAUGUUUAUGGCCAAGCUCAAUUCAGCUUUCCGAAGUUCAGCAAUUUUGGUGACAGACAAGUGAGUUCAGACAAUGAAUGAGUUUCUGACCAGCAUCAAGCUCAUCAAAAUGUAUGCCUGGGAGAAAUCUUUUACCAGCACUAUCCAAGAUAUAAAAAGAAGGGAAAGAAAAUUACUGGAAAAAGCUGUAUUUGUCCAAAGCGGAAAUGCCCUGGCUCCCUUCAUGUCCUCCAUAGCCAUCGUGCUGACAUUCUCCUGCCACAUCCUCCGGAGAUGCAAGCUCAUCGCACCAGUGGCAUUUAGUAUGAUUGCCAUGUUUAAUAUAAUAAAGUUUGCCAUUGAAAUUUUGCCUUCCUCAGUAAAAGCAAUGGCUGAAGCCCAUGUCUCUCUAAGGAGAAUGAAGAAAAUUCUCAUAGAUGAAAGCCCUCCAUCUUACAUCACCCAACCAGAAGACCCAGAUCCCGUCUUGCUUUUAGCAAAUGCCACCUUGACAUGGGAACAUGAAGCCAGCAGGAAAAGUGACCCGAAGAAAGUGCAGAACCUGAAGAGGCAUUUAUUCAAGAAACAGUGGUCGGAAACAUUCAGUGAGUGGAGUCCACCAGCCAAAGGAGCCACUGGCCCAGAGGAGCAAAGUGGCAUCCCCAAAUUGGUUCUGCACGUAAGCUUUGUGGUGAGAAAGGGGAAGAUCUUGGGAAUAUGUGGGAAUGUGGGAAGUGGAAAGAGCUCUCUCCUUGCAGCUGUCCUAGGUCAGAUGCACCUGCGCAAAGGGGUGGUGGCAGUCAAUGGAACUUUGGCCUACGUUACACAGCAGGCAUGGAUCUUUCAUAGAAAUGUGAGAAAAAAAACAUACUAUUUGGAGAAACUUUGUACUCAGAGGUAUCAGCACAUAGUCUGUGUCUGCAGCCUCCAGAAGGACCUGAGCAGCCUCCCCUAUGGAGACGUGACCUAGAUUGGGGAGUGGGGCCUCAAUUUCCCUAGGGAGCAGAGGCAGUGGAUUAGCCUGGCCCACACUGUCUACUCUGACCAUCAGCUCUACCUACUGGAUGACCCCCUGUAGGCCGUGGAUGCCCACUUCGGGAAGCAUGUCUUUGAGGAGUGCAUUAAGAAGAUGCUCAGGGGGAAGAUGGUCGUCUUGGUGACCCACCAGCUGCAGUUCUUAGAGUCCUGCGAUGAAGUUACUUUGUUAGAAGAUGGAGAUAUUUGUGAAAUGGGAAGCCACAAGGAGUUAAUGGAGGAGAGAGGGCAUUAUGCAGAACUGAUUCACGACCUGCGAGGAUUGCAGCUCAAGGAUCCUGAACACCUUCAUAAUGAAGCAAAGGUGGAAGCCUUCAAGGAACCUGCCGAGAGAGAGGAAGAUGCUGGUAUGAUCGUUUUGGCUAUAUGAAAUGAGAAAGAUGAAGGAAAAGAAUCUGAAACAGGCUCAGAAUUUGUAGACACCACAGUUCCUGCGCACCAGCUCAUCCAGACUGAAUCCCCCUAGGAAGGAACUGUCACCUGGAAAACAUGUGACAAAUACAUUAAGGCUUCUGGAGGGCACCUCCGUUCUCUCGUCACUGUGUUCCUCUUCCUCCUGAUGAUCGGCAGCUCUGUGUUCACAUUGCUCCUAGUCUCUGGAGGCGCAGUGAGCUUUGGGGAUGUCUGCCCGGCUACCACCUGGUUUCUGUGCUUUGUUGUUCCCACUGACUGUGCUGAACUCACAAGUCAGGUGAUCUGUGGGCCCCAGGGCAACAUGACCAUGUGUGAGAUUGGUGCAGUGCUGGCAGGCAUCAGGCAGCAUGUGUCAUGGGUGUACGCUGCAAGCAUGGUGUCCGUGCUGGUGUUUGGUGACACCAAAGGCUUUACCUUCACUAAGUUCACACUGAUGGCAUUCUUCUCACUGUAUGACAUGGUGUUUGGUAAGAUCUUGAAGAUCCCACUGAGCUUCUUUGACAUGACUCCUACUGGCAGGGUAACGAACCGUUUUUCCAAGGAUAUGGACGAGCUGGAUGUGGGGCUGCCAUUUCACGCAGAGGACUUUCUACAGCAGUUUUCUAUGGUGGUGUUUAUUCUCAUAGUGUUGGCUGCUGUGUUACCUAAUUUCCUUAUAGUUGUGGUGAUUUUGUUACAGGGUUUCACCAUAUUGGUCAGCAUUUUCCACAGAGGAGUCCAAAACCUCAAGAAGGUGGAGAAAGUCAGCUGGUCACCCUGGUUCUCCCAUAUCUCCUCCUCCAUGGAGGGCCUGGGCAUCAUUCACGCCUAUGGCAAGAAGGAGAACUAUAGCACCAAGUGAGUCCCAUGUAACUCCUGUCACCUCUUCUGCUUCAACUGUACUCACCGGUGGUUAGUGCUAAGAAUGGAUGUCCUCAUCAACAUCCUCACCUUCACUGUGGUCUUGAUCGUGACCCUGAAUUUCUCCUCCCUCACUGCUUCAUCCAAAGGCCUGUUAUUGUUAUACAUCAUUGAGCUGAAUGGACUGCUCCAAGUGUGCGUGCAAAUAGGAACACAGACCCUAGACAAAUUCACCUCUGUGGAGCUGAUCAGGGAAUACAUUUCGACCUGUGUUCCUGAAUGCACUUAUCCCCUCAAAGUGGAGACCUGUUCCAAGGACUGGCCCAGAGGGGAGAUUAUAUAUAAAGACUAUCAGAUGAGAUGCAGAGACAGCAUGCUUGUUCUUGACAGCCUGAACUUGAACAUACAAAGUGGGCAGACAGUCGGGAUUGUUGGAAGAACAGGUUCCAGGAAGUCAUCGUUAGGAAUGGCCUUAUUUCAUCUGGUGGAGCCAGCCAGUGGCACAAUCUUCAUUGAUGUGGUGGAUAUCUGUACUGUCAGCGUGGAGGACCUCAGAACCAAGCUGACUGUGAUCCCACAGGAUUCUGUCGUGUUUUUAGGCACUGCAAGGUCCAACUUGGAUCCCUUUGAGAUUCACACCGAGAUGCUCUGGCAGGUUCUGGAGAGAUUGUUCAUGAGAGACACAAUAAUGAAACUCCCAGAAAAAUGAUAGGCAGAAGUCGCAGAAAAUGGAGAAAACUUCUCAGUAGGGGAAUGUUGGCUGCUUUGCGUGGCCUGAGCUCUUCUUCAUAAUUCCAAGCUAAUUACCCACUGCCUCAACUCGGUUCUCAACUGCGAUCACAUCCUGGAAAAUGGGAAGGUGAUUGAGUUUGACAAGCCUAAAAUCCUUACAGAGAAGCCAGAUUCUGCAUUUGCGAUGUUACUAGCAGCAGAAGAUAUUGCAGGGGUCCUGGAGGCAGAUUCUAGAGGAGGAAGAGGCUGUGAGAUGAGUAGGAGGGGUCUUCAGGAGGAGCAGCUGUUCCCUCUGCAGCCCUUGUCUCCAGCCCCUCCCACCCACAGAGUGAGCUGGAGCCAAAGUUGUCCCCACUGCCCUACUCGGUCCGUGCCGCCUCACCCAACUUGGUGGGCUUGGGGUUGGUUUUGGGUGGUGAACCGAGGCAGACAAACUAAUGAAUUAACAAACUACCCUUAACCUCCCUAAGCCCCAAGGGUCCCUCAUGUGUUUUCACCAAAACCACCCCAGUGCCUGAGAAUGAACAUAUUGUAACUUGCAAUUAGAAGCCAGUCACAAU